Messenger RNA from Manduca sexta (tobacco hornworm), 5691 nucleotides. Its product is annotated as putative ATPase N2B. The record is from RefSeq and is a predicted model, not a curated record. The transcript is spliced from 7 exons. Gene Ontology annotation, cellular component: cytoplasm; mitochondrion. Gene Ontology annotation, molecular function: ATP binding; ATP hydrolysis activity. Lineage: Eukaryota; Metazoa; Arthropoda; Insecta; Lepidoptera; Sphingidae. Bases 456 to 1841 code for a protein of 461 amino acids.
CCCGUAACGUAGAUAUUCGAAUUAAUAAUAACAAGCUAAGUAGGUACUCGACUAGUGAGGCUAUUAUAUUAUUAGAAUUAUACAGGUUAAUAGUUAAAAUCGAAAUAUCGCGAUUUGCAACCCUUUUCAUAAUCGAAUGAUUCAAUUAGUACCCGCAUAUCUUCCCUCCCAUCACUAUUAUUAUUAUUUUUCUUUCUAUGAAUUAUCAAAUCUCAAUCUACCUAAUUAUGCACUAAAUCUAUGUUCAAUAGUAAAUAAUCUUUGCUCAGUUUCUGAAGUGUGAUAAAAUAUUGAUUUAUGUGGUUAUUAUUGAAUCGUGCACUAUUGUUUUUAUUAUGUACCUAGUUGCAAAAUGUGAUAGUUUGUAAAAAUUAUAGCUCCUUCCAAGGUUAUUUGUGAAGUUAUAUAAUGAAAUUAAUAUUUUCCUCUAAUUUAGUCAGGUGACACUAAGCAAAAUGUUCGUGCAGAAUUCCAAUCCACUGUCUUUGGCUGUGAAGCAUCAUUGGAAUAUUCUUUACCAAUGCGUAAAAUGUCUAUCUUCCCGAGCGCAAGCUCUACCAUCGGAUCACGAUGGGCCUUGGAAUGUGUACGUGCAGAAAGUGUCAAGUGGAACUCUAAGCAAGGAUACUCAUCAAGAAAAUGUAGUUCACCAUUUGCAACAAGUUUAUCAAGAAAUAGCAUGUUACGAACGGCCAACAGUACCUGAUACUUCUAACUCACUAUUUAGCUUCUUUAGAAAACCUCAAGCACAGAAAAUUAUUGCUCCAAAAGGCCUUUACAUCUACGGGAGCGUUGGCGGAGGAAAAACAAUGUUGAUGGAUUUAUUUUAUGAGACCGUGCCGAUAAAAGAGAAGCUGAGAGUCCAUUUCAAUUCUUUCAUGUUAAACAUACAUGCCAGAAUACAUGAAUUAAAAAUAAAAUCAGGCAAAGGUGCUAGCUCAUUUCGUGAUGAAGGAGCCAGGCCAUUUGAUCCAAUACCCCCGGUUGCAGCUGACAUCACACAAGAGUCAUGGUUAAUAUGUUUUGAUGAAUUUCAAGUAACGGACAUUGGGGAUGCCAUGAUACUCAAACGUUUAUUCACCCAGCUAUUUGACAAUGGGUGUGUUGUUAUUGCAACUAGCAACAGAAAACCAGAUGACCUGUACAAAAAUGGUUUGCAAAGAUCUAACUUUUUGCCAUUUAUACCUGUACUCAAAGCACACUGUGAUGUUAUUCAGUUAGACUCGGGUAUUGAUUAUAGACUAAGAGGAACUGGCAGCAAAUAUAGCAAAUACUUUCUGAAUAGUGAUGUUACUCCUGAUAAUGAUCCAGUAAAUAUUUUAUUUAAGUUUCUAUGUUCUAAAGAGACUGAUACAGUGAGGCCUAGAGUUAUUAAUAUAUUGGGCAGGAAUGUCAAAUUUGCAAAAUCAUGUGGUGGCGUUUUAGAUUCGACUUUUGAAGAAUUGUGUGAUAGACCUCUAGGGGCCAGCGACUACCUUGUUAUAUCAAAAACAUUUCAUACAGUGUUCAUUAGAAAUCUACCUCAGCUAUCUAUUUCAAAGCAUAGAUCACAAUUGAGAAGAUUUAUAACUCUUAUUGAUACACUGUAUGACAACAGAGUGAGGGUUGUCAUUGCUGCGGAUUGUGAACCGAAAGAUCUUAUGAAACUAGACCAAACUGAAGUUGCAGAUUCUGACAGGGCUCUAAUGGAUGACUUAAAGAUAACAAAAGACUCUGAAGAUGCCAAAGCUGCUAUAUUCACGGGCGAAGAAGAGAUGUUCGCGUGCGACCGAUGCCUUUCGCGUAUUAUGGAAAUGCAGACAGACGAGUAUUGGGAUAAGUGGGGCACGCAUAUUAAUUAAACCUAUUUUUAUAUUCUAAUGUUUAGCUAGUGGUUUCAUAUUGAGGAUUUUAAAUAUUCCUAAUAGUUAAGUAAUUUAUGCCGAAUCUAGGCCGGCCAAUCUACUCCCGAGUGUUUUCGUAUAUUGGAGGACAUUUUUGGCAGUUUUUGAAUGAAGAUGUUUUUAAAUAUUUUGAUAUGAAAAGCUAAAUAUAGUAAAAUUUAGAAAAUUUGAUUAUAAUGAAAUUUUCGGCUUCGAUACCUUCAUAUUAAAGCUCAUUCUACACAUUGUAAAGGGAAGUUGUAGGAGAUACUGAAAUUGCCAAAGUCUUUUCCCCCUAUUUACCUUUCGAUUAGUAAUCAUAAUUGAUAUUUAUAAAAUUGUAUUUCGAUCUUGGAAAAUAAUAAUAGUCUCGACGUUACCCCAACUAUUGUACGAUGCGAUUAUACUGGAUCACGAAAUGAGAGAUCUCUACGAUUUUGGAUGCAUUGAUACAAAUAUUUGCGAAUUACACAAACAUUUGUGUUGUUGCGGAAUUGAACCAACGACCUCUGGUCUACACAUAGCCGACUGCUCUCAUCCACUAACCAAGGAGUUAGUCAAAUAUAUUUAAUAAUGAAUAUAAUAAAGUUACUAGUUAUUACAUAGUGCAUAAUAACAAAUCAAGUAUUAAAUCACAUUCUUUAUCAAUCAUAUUACCUGCAUUGAAGUAUUUAGAUAAGUCAUUAGAAUAAUAAUUUAUUUUUGUUUGUGUUUGGUGUGUAUUUUAGAUGAGUUUUAAAAUAACAGUAAUUAGGUUCAAUAUUCAAUAAGACAUGGUAAAAGUGGAUUAUUUGGGUGGAUUUUCGAAUGCCAUACUGGAAUUUGAUGUCUGUCAAGUGAACAAAAAGUAGAGGCUCAUACAGAGAAACGCGGUACCUUUUAGGAUUUCUACGGUAAUGGAUGAAUCGUUGCAAUGUCAGCGAUACCUGCGACGAACACGUGCUAAUUUUAAUUUAUAUGCCUCAUCAUCAUCAUAUAUCUUUGUCCACUGCUGGACAUAGGCCUCCUCCAAUAUGCGCCAUUUUACCCUGUCUUCGGCCUGUCGCAUCCAGUUCUUACCAGCGACCUUUCGCAGAUCGUCACUCCACCUAGCUGGAGGGCGUCCUACACUACGUUUGCCGAGCCGUGGUCUCCACUCAAGAACUCGUUUACCCCAUCGGUUAUCGGUUCUUCGACAGAUAUGCCUUGCCCACUGCCACUUCAGUUUGCUAAUCCUGUGUGCUAUGUCGGUGACAUUGGUUCUCUGACGAAUGACCUUGUUACGAAGUUUAUCCUUCAGAGAAACUCUGAGCAUAGCAUGUUCCAUAGCUCGCUGAGCGACUUUGAGCUGGUGGACCAGCCGUACUGUGAGCGUCCACAUCUCGGCACCGUAGGUCAUGACAGACAUGACAUAGGACGCACUGGUUGAAAACCUUCGUUUUCAGACAUUGUGGUAGAAGUGACGAGAAAACCCGACGCAGUUUGCCAAAUGCGGCCCAGCCCAGCUGGAUUCUCUUUUUAACCUCCUUCUCAAAGCUGUUUUUUCCUAAUUGCAGAAUCUGCCCAAGGUAGGUGUAUUCCGAAACAACUUCGAGAAGGUGCCCAUUGACAACGAUAGGUCUUGGAUCUAGGUGGUCAUUGAUCAUAAGUUUUGUCUUAUCCAGAUUCAUUGUUAGACCUAUUCGCUGUGCGGCCGAAGCUAGGCUGUUUAGCAUCUGUUGCAGUUCCUCCAGUGUUUCUGCCAUUAUCACUAUGUCGUCUGCGAAUCGCAAAUGCGAGAUGUACUCACUAUUUAUGUUAAUGCCCAUACCUUUCCAGUCCAGAGUCUUUAACAAAUCCUCCAGUGCGCUUGUGAACAGUUUUGGGGAAAUAACAUCCCCCUGUCUCACCCCUCUGCGCAGCUGAAUGGGUCCCGACUGCUGGUUCUGUACUUGGACACACAUAGUGGCAGAUUUAUAUAGACAUCUCAGCACUUCGACAUAGCGAUAAUCUACUUAACAACGCUGUAAGGAUUCCAGGACAGCCCAGGUUUCGACAGAGUCGAAGGCCUUCUCAUAGUUCACAAAUGCCAAACACAGGGGCCGAUUAUACUCCUCGGAUUUCUGUAUAAUCUGCCUCACUGUGUGUAUGUGAUCUAUGGUACUGUAUCCUCCGCGAAACCCAGCCUGUUCCGGGGGCUGAAACUCGUCGAGUCUCCUAGCGAGGCGAUUCGUGAUAACCCUGGAGAACAACUUAUAGACGUGGCUCAGGAGUGAGAUAGGCCUAUAAUUCUUUAGAAGGGUUUUAUCCCCCCUCUUAAAGAAAAGAACCACCAGACUCCUACUCCACGCCUUUGGAGUUCUCCCACAGUGUAGAACGGAAAUAAAUAGAAAUUUAUAUGCCUAUGAUAAAGAAAUUAGUUAAUGCGCGUCGUGUCGUAUCAACUAUCCAAUAAAUACGCGAGGUAUGUAUAGUCAACAUGUUUGCUGAUGACUCAUUUAUUAUAUAAUCAGGGGACCUGUUCUGUCUACUAGGGCAUAUCCGCCUUUUGUUAUUACGGGUGUUCUAAUUGAAGGACGGCUUUGAUACCCAUACAGGUAACUUGUGGUACUGGUGGUAGGUCUCUCAUAUGUGAUAGUCCGCCUGGAUAGGUACCACCGCAAUGUCUAAAUCUGCCACCAAGUAGCAGUAGUCACUGUUGUGUGCGGGUUUGAAGGGAAUUGUAGCCAGUGUAACUACUGGACAUAAUAUGUCUUAACAUCUCAUUUCUCAAGAUGGCGAGCGCAGUGAAAUACCAAACAAUACUUUGUGAUUGAAGGUGUUGGAUGGUGUUUCUACUGGCUAUGGGUGGUCGUAUCGCUUACCAUCAGGCGAAAUAAAAAAAAAAGAUAAAAUAGUAAAAAAAUCCCCUAUUUAUCUGUAGAUUCCAAAGUGGUCCUACGAUUACAAUGACCGUGAUUUCAAAAAGUCAAAUUUGUCUCUGUUGACGAAUUAGGGCCCCCUGACUAUAUGUAUAUUAAAUUAGAUUUGAUGUACAGCGCGCCGCGACUUUGUAUGAGUCUAUAUUCUAAUUAUUUCAUAAAGGCCCGUAGUUUGGAAUCAUUGUUCGGGUUGGUUAGCUAAACAUAAUUAAAUAGUUGUACUAAAAGCUGCAUUAAGUAAUGUUAACUAGGUAUCUAUCUAUAUUACAUUUUAGGAGCCAAAAGAUUAUAAUUAAUGCAUCUUCUGCAUCUACGGGUCCGAUAUUUGCAAUAAUUUUACAAUACCCAUUACAAAAUGUUCCUGUUUACGGUACAUACGAGUACUUUAGGUUAGUUUAGAGGUAGCCGGUGAGGUACAUAGCUCCCAGAACUGAUAGCAUUUGGAGUAAGUAAUAAGUUAGUUAUGCCAUUCAUACGGGUAAAACAACUUUGUAUGUAAAGAUGAGCAAGUAUGUUAUACAACAUCGACGAAAGGAUACGGGUCCAGCAAUAUGUGCUUCCGGCUUUAGACAAUUUUCUUAGAUAUUUUUUGCAACUGAUAAUUAUAUCAUCGUAUAGUUUUAUAUUUUAUAAAUAUUUAUUAUAAUCGUUAAUAUAUUCAAUAGAUGUAGAAUCAAGGAACUGAAUUCGAUAAUGUAGGUAUAAAUAUGUAAGACCCUUAAAUUGAUGGAUUGAAAAUUUGGCUAAUGUGGUUUGGGUUAGAUAAAUUUUGUUUUUGGACCAUCAACUUUAAAAAAAAUUAAGUACCUAUAUAGUUUUACAUGAUUUGUCUUUUUCCAAUUUAAGGGUUAAAUAUUUAUUAGCGAACUUCGUUAAUAUUAUUUUUAUAUUACUAUUUACAUUGUAUUUCUAAAUCAUUUUGUAUGUUGAAUAUAUUGGUUAUCUUUAAA